GCGGGUCAGGUGCUCUGCGCGGAGGCUGCUGGCAGGUGAGCGGCUGCGGGUUCAGGGGGCUCCCCCUCGUUCCUCCCGCCACCUCCCGGCUGUGACUCGGUCUACCAGAGGGAGCCUCCUCCAGGCCCUCGCUCCUAUUGUCCCCACCCGAUGCGGACAGACCGGAUCGCUUCGAGGAUUACCUUACACUGAACUGAUCCAGUACCAUGAAAAUGACUUCAAAGCUUCUCUCGGCAUCUUUUGCACUCGCUGCACUAACUCUUUCAACUACAUUUUCUCUCCAACCAGACCAGCAAAAGGUCUUGCUAGUUUCAUUUGAUGGAUUCCGUUGGGAUUACUUAUUUAAAGUUCCAACACCCCAUUUUCAUUACAUUAUGAAAUACGGUGUUCAUGUGAAGCAAGUUACUAAUAUUUUUAUUACAAAGACCUACCCUAACCAUUAUACUUUGGUCACUGGCCUCUUUGCAGAGAAUCAUGGAAUUGUUGCAAAUGACAUGUUUGAUCCUAUUCUGAACAAAUCUUUCUCCUUGGAUCACAUGAAUAUCUAUGAUCCCAAGUUUUGGGAAGAAGCAACACCAAUAUGGAUCACAAAUCAGAGGGCAGGACAUGCUAGUGGUGCAGCCAUGUGGCCUGGAGCAGAUGUAAAGAUCCAUAAGAGCUUUCCAACUUACUACAUGCCUUACAAUGAGUCCGUCUCAUUUGAAGAGAGAGUUGCCAAAAUUAUUGAAUGGUUUACAUCAAAAGAGCCCAUAAAUCUUGGUCUUCUCUAUUGGGAAGACCCAGAUGACAUGGGCCACCAUUUGGGACCUGACAGUCCACUCAUGGGGCCUGUCAUUUCAGAUAUUGACCACAAGUUAGGAUAUCUCAUACAGAUGCUUAAAAAGGCAAAGUUGUGGAAUGUUGUGAACCUAAUCAUCACAAGUGAUCAUGGAAUGACCCAGUGUUCUAAGGAAAGGGUAAUAGAACUUGACCAGUAUCUGGAUAAAGAUCAGUAUACCCUGGUUGACCAAUCUCCAGUAGCUGCCAUCUUGCCAAAAGAAGGUAAAUUUAAUGAAGUCUAUGAAACACUGGCUCAUGCUCAUCCGAAUCUUACUGUUUACAAAAAAGAGGAGAUUCCAGAGAGAUGGCACUACAAAUACAACGAUCGAAUUCAACCAAUCAUAGCAGUGGCUGACGAAGGGUGGUAUAUUUUACAGAAUAAGUCAGAUGACUUUCUGUUAGGCAACCAUGGUUAUGAUAAUGCAUUAGCAGAAAUGCAUCCAAUAUUUUUAGCCCACGGUCCUGCCUUCAGAAAGAAUUUCACAAAAGAAGCCAUGAACUCCACAGAUCUGUACCCACUGCUGUGCCAUCUCCUCAAUAUCACCGCUAUGCCACACAAUGGAUCAUUAAGGAAUGUCCAGGAUCUGCUCAAUUCAGCAUCUCCAAAAGCAAUUCCUUAUACACAGAGUACCACACUCCUCUUUGGUAAUGACCAACUAGGAGAAUAUGAGCAAGAGGAGUCAUACCCUUAUUUCAUAGGGGUAUCUCUUGGCAGCAUGAUAGUGAUUGUAUUUUUUGUAAUUUUCAUUAAACAUUUAAUUCAUAGUCAAGUACCUGCCUUACAAGAUAUGCAGGCUGAAAUUGCUCAACCAUUAUUACAAGCUUAAUGCUUCUUUGAAAUGGAAUUGCAUAUCGAAGUGGAGAUUGCAUAAUUAUGUCAUUGUUUAAAAGUUUCAAAUUCUAGGAAACCAGUUUCAGACAUCUGCAGAGGCCAUCAAGCAGUUAAUACAUGUUUAUGCACAGUCACGUAGACAUGCACACACACAAACCAAAAUACUUACACCUGCAAAGGAGUAAAGAUGCGAGAGUACUUCUCCAUUGUCCUCUUAGGGAUAGAUGAGAUCUGGCUUUAUUUGGACUUGGCACAUAUAAUGUAUAUAUUUAGCAACUUUGCACUAUUUAAAGUACCUUGUACAUUGCACUUUAAAUUACUCUCCUAGUGGGUACUUUUCUUUGAAAUGCACUUUACAGACAACUGUCUUAUAACUUGAUUGACAAUUACAACUUUUUUACCCAAUCACAGAAUACAUGCUUUUCAUGUUCAAAGUGAGAUAAAUUUCUAGUAAUUCCUGAAUAAUGUAGAAAUCUAUAAAUCUAUCUCCUUAAAUUGGGAAAACAAGAAGAAAGUUGAAAACUUGAAAAUUAAAUGUAACAAACUUUGUACCUUGAAUUUUGGAGAGAUACAUUCCCAACAGCAGGUUGCAUCUGUGGGCGUUUCUUGUUAUGUUUCUUUCCAAAGGACAUAGGUUUUCAUUCUUUUUUUUUUUUCCUUCCAUACAGAUUCAAAUACUGACAUGCAUUCUAAACAUAAUUGUUUCUGUCAUAAAUUAUUGCUAGUUCCUGAUUAGUCACAGCACUCUGACUUUAUAAUAAUGAAAACACCAUGAAUAUAGGUUUCUUUUCUAUAUAAUCCAGCAGUGGCCUGAAGAGCAGAGAUCAGGUACCAUCUCUGCAGUGUUUUCUCUUGUCUGUAAUUAUUUGCUUCUUUGAAAACUAAAUCAUUAUUAAUCACAUUAAAAAU
Urocitellus parryii (Arctic ground squirrel) is the source of this 2560-nucleotide messenger RNA. It is a transcript of the gene Enpp5, whose product is annotated as ectonucleotide pyrophosphatase/phosphodiesterase family member 5. NCBI's taxonomy places the organism in Eukaryota, Metazoa, Chordata, Mammalia, Rodentia, Sciuridae. The record is from RefSeq and is a predicted model, not a curated record.